CAGAAUCGCAUGCUGCCAUCUUUCUUGGGAACAAGAACAACUGGAGAAGCCCAUCCCGAGCAUGAUGGUUCCACGAUUCCGGUGGAACUUCUGUUUCUCCAUUUGCAAGAUACAAAGGCCCCAAAGUCCAAGGUUGCAGUUUUUCAUAGGAGGUAUGGUUGCAGCAGUUACAGCAUUGCUGGUAGACUGACUUCCAGGUUUAGAGUGUGUUUUACGCCGUGCAACCCUACAUGUCCAAGAAUUUCGCGGAUCACACACCGCAGAGCGCAUCCAGCAAUCGAUGGAAAAGAUGCUAAACAACUGGGGAAUUGACAAGCAACGGGUCCACGUAAUUUUGCGUGAUAACGCGGCAAAUAUGAAGAAAGCUAUGAGGGAUAUGGAGGUGCAGAGUGUGGGCUGUGUCGCCCAUUCCUGUCAACUCUGUGUGCAUGAGGGCCUGCUGUCUCAGCGCAGUGUGACAGAGACCCUGGCCAACACAAGGAAGAUUGUAGGCCAUUUUAAACACUCCCCGUUGGCCUACUCUCGACUAGAAGAUAUACAGAUGAACCUAAAUAUGGAUAUCAAGCGCCUACAGCAAGAUGUACAGACACGAUGGAACAGCAGCCUCUACAUGCUGCAGAGCCUACUGCAACAAAAACGUGCUCUUAGUGUCUUUGCAGCUGAGCGCACUCUACCAGCAACACUGACAGCUCACCAGUGGGAGCUGAUGAAUAAGACUGCUGAUGUGCUAUCUCCCUUUGAAGAGCUGACCAGGGAUGUGAGCAGGAGACUGCAACUGCAGCUGAUGUGAUCCCUGCCAUAACAGUCCUCAGACGUGUUCUGUCUCGGGAGGAUGAUGAUGACCAGGGAAUAAAAACAAUGAAGAGGACUCUGCUGGAGGCAGUGGAGAAGCGCUUUGCUGAUGUUGAAACUGAGCCACUCUUCUACAUCGCCACUCUUCUAGA
Molecule: messenger RNA, 944 nt
Organism: Onychostoma macrolepis
Lineage: Eukaryota; Metazoa; Chordata; Actinopteri; Cypriniformes; Cyprinidae
Product: zinc finger BED domain-containing protein 4-like
Exons: 5
Coding region: 281-790 (169 amino acids)
Source: RefSeq, a predicted model, not a curated record